Molecule: messenger RNA, 423 nt
Organism: Babesia ovata
Lineage: Eukaryota; Apicomplexa; Aconoidasida; Piroplasmida; Babesiidae
Product: AP-4 complex subunit sigma
Exons: 2
Coding region: 1-423 (140 amino acids)
Biological process (GO): vesicle-mediated transport; protein transport
Cellular component (GO): intracellular membrane-bounded organelle
Source: RefSeq, a predicted model, not a curated record
AUGAUCAAUAGGCAGGGCCAGACAAGGCUGAGUCGGUACUACAAGGACCUGUCUGUUGCCGAAAAAUGCGCGCUCGAAGGGGAGAUCAUCCGCAAGUGUAUCUGCCGUGACGAAACGCAGUCCUCGUUCAUGCAGAUUCGCCAGCAUAAGAUCGUAUAUCGCAGGUACGCCAGCCUCUACAUCGUCAUAGGUGCGACGGAGAGCGAGAACGAGCUCGCCCUGCUCGAGCUCAUCCACCACCUGGUGGAGACCAUGGAUUCGUACUUCGAGUCGGUGUGCGAGCUGGACAUCAUGUUUAACCUCGAGAAGGCGCAUUACAUCCUGAACGAGAUGAUCGCCAACGGCAGGAUCGUUGACGCCAACCGCUCGCACAUCCUGCAGCCCAUGCAUAUGCUGGACAAAGCUCCGCAAAGCGGCUUGUAA